Symbiodinium sp. CCMP2456 is the source of this 1716-nucleotide messenger RNA. Lineage: Eukaryota; Dinophyceae; Suessiales; Symbiodiniaceae. The record is from the annotation of a GenBank genome assembly.
AUGGAGCUCGAGGAGCGCCUGUCGAAAGUCCGCUUGGAGCUGCUCCGAAAUCAGGCCCAGAUGCCUUCCUUGGAGACUCCUUGGAGACACAGGGCGACCACUAUUCCGUCCUUGAAGGCCGAGACGGACUCCUGCCGGCUGCGAGCGCAACAAGCUCAGGAGCUGCUCAUGGAGCUGAAGGCGCUAGACCCAGAUUCAGAGGCGCCGAGGCAGCGUCUCCUGGAGAUGGCCAAGAAGCUGGCAGAUUCCAAGCUGCAGGAGUUGCAACACAAGCGGAGCCUGGAAAUCGUGAAGGAACAGCACCAGCAGCUGGAGAAAGCACGACAGGCGGACGAGAAGGAGAUUCAAAAUCUUCAGCGUGAGGUUGCCAAUGCAGAGUCCAAGCUUGCUGACCAGGAGCAGCAGUGGCGUGCGAAGGUUCUCGAGGCACAGGGUGCCGCCCCAGCGAGUGCUGUCCGCCGCGCAGGGCAGAUCAGCAUCGAAGCUCUGGAGGAGAUCCAAGGCAAAGUUUCCGAAAGGGACGCCAGGAUCGCAGUCCUGGAGUCCGACCUCCAGAAGUCCAUGUCUGACCGCGAGAGCGCCGUGGCCGAGGAGCGCGCCAAGGUUCGGAAGCUCGAGCUGGAGCUGGGCUUGGUGGCUGAGGGCGACAUGGCCAAACUCCGCCAGGCCUUGCGCGCGGAGCACGAUGCAGAGGUUGCGCAGAUCUCACAGGCGGCACAGGAGUCCGUGCAAACACUUCAGCAGCUCCUGGACCAGACAGAGGAACACCUGCAGAGGCAGCAGCAAGACACAGCGCGCUUGCAUCAGAAUCUAUCUGAGCAGCGAGCGAAACAUGCAGAGGAGACUAUGCAGUUGCAGCAAGAGAUCGCCGGACUGCGACAAGAGAUUUUCCAGAUCCGGCAUCAUCAGCAAUCCGAUGUCGGGGCAUCGGCCCGGCUUUCACCUCUGCCGCCGCCCCCGCCGGACGAGAGUGCCCGGCUGGGGGAUUCAAUUGGCUCUGAAGCCUUUGGUGGAAUGGAAGGUUUGGGCAAUCGGCUGGAUGAGCAGAGAGAGCAGGUCGUUUCGCUGCACCACCGGCUUGAGCAACAGCAUGAAGAGUUCCAAAGCCUCCUCGAUCAGCAGCAUCAAGAAGCUCGACGGCGAGAAGAGCAGCUGCGAGGCCGUGAAGAGCGCCUCCACCAGGAAUACCAGGCGCGAGAGCAGCGACUCCUGGACCUCCAAGAGGCACAGCGUCAACAACGGGACCAGGAGUUGCUGCGCAUCAAGGAGGAGCUGGCGUCGCUGCAUUCGGCCAACGGUGCAAAUGCCGAGGCGCAGCAACAGCGGGAGGAGCAGGUGGCCGAGGCACAACGGCAUGCAGACUUGGCACUGCAGCACAACGCCGUUGCGGAGCAGAACCGACUUUCGGCCGAAAACUGGCAGCGCAAAGCCACGGAGCUCGAGGCAGAGCUCCAGAAAGAGCGCCAGAAGCACCAGGAGUCCACCAUGAGGAAACAGCAGGCAUCUCUCCGAAGGCAGCUGGCCAACAAGGAGGACGAUCUCUGGCAUGGCAGAGUUUCAUCAAGUGAACGAGUCACAUGGGGUGCCCUGCAGAGGGAGGUUGAUUGCAGCAUCACCGCAGCAUCGGCAGAUCAAAGUAACGGUUUCCUGCCGCUUGUUCCCUUGCCUUCUGCCUUCUUCGCAGCGGCAGCUAAGCUGAAGGCCGCCGACUGUUAA